GAGUAGGAAAAUAAUUAGGUAACUGAUGCUUCCGAAUUGUGGUAUCAAUGGACAUCAAAUAAUAAAGUUCUCAUUUUUUAAAACUAAGGUAGACCAAUUGUCAAUGGAUUCAAAGGUUGCUCCCUUUAAUCCGAGGAGCUGACAGCUCCAUACGAAUUAGAUUUAAAAAGGAAGCUUGCCAAUUGUCAAGAGAAAGUAGCUCGGAAGAUUUCUAACGUGAGGCAAGAAGUAAUUUAGACGUUACAGUGCAGAGGAACUCACACUGGUGAAAUGUGAGAGAAGGCUUUGAAAGGUCCAAGAAAAUUAAAGUUUGAGAAAUAAAAAUGAUGUUUACACAGUCCCACAGUUUUCUAAAACGGGAAAAAAACGUAGCUGCCAGACUGGGUGACCAACCGUACUCUCCAGUGCCAUCUUUCGACGUACACGAGUAAAACGCAGAACACAGCCUACAAAAAGCAGCGAAUCAUUGCGACAGCACCGAAAUCAAUAAACGGUGGUCAGUUCAUCCAGCAUUUCGACCCGCAGACCCUGAAAUGGGAGGGUCUGACUCAACGUAGGAAGACGACGCCUUCCUUGAUUUUUUCCUGCCUUCCUGUUUGAGGAUGAGACUUCCCAGCUCUAUUUUUGUGUCUGUCUCCCUAUUCACAGCCGAGACGAUCGCUGCCCUGUACCUCAGCAGCACUUACAGAUCAGCAGGAGACAGGAUCUGGCAAGGCUUGACGCUUCUCUUUACGCUGGUGCCUUCAGUUCUGGUGCAGCUCACCCUUAUUUUUAUCCAUAGGGAUCUCAGCCGAGACAGACCUCUGGUGCUGCUCCUGCACAUAUUUCAGCUGGGACCAAUCGUCAGGUGUUUUGAAGCAUCUUUCAUCUAUGGAAAUGCAAGCAGUACAGAGGAACCUUAUGUCAGUAUUACCCGGAAAAGGCAGAUGCCCAAAGAUGGCCUCUCAGAGGAAGUUGAGAAAGAGGUUGGACAAGCCGAAGGAAAAUUAUUUACCCAUCGGGCUGCAUUUGCAAGGACAUCUGUAGUCCAGGCUUUUUUAGGGUCAGCGCCCCAACUUACUCUUCAGCUCUAUGUUUGUGUGCUUCAACAAGAUGUUUCAGUUGGAAGAGGCAUACUGAUGACUAUUUCCCUGCUUUCAAUUGUUUAUGGGGCUCUGCGUUGCAACAUUCUCGCCAUAAAGAUCAAGUAUGAUGAUUAUGAAGUGGAUGUGAGACCUGCAGCAUAUCUCUGCAUAUUCCUAUGGAGGAGUUUUGAGAUUGCAGUAAGGGUAGUCGUUUUAGUUCUUUUCAGCUCUGUCCUACAGAUCUGGAUUCUACCGGUGGUCCUGCUCAAUUUCUUCAUUUUCUUCUUCUAUCCUUGGAUUCUGUUCUGGCAAAGCAAAUCCCCCUUUCCAGAAAACAUUGAAAAGACAUUGACAAGAGUGGGUACUACCAUUGUUUUGUGCCUUUUGACAUUUCUUUAUGCUGGCAUCAAUAUGUUUUGUUGGUCAGCUGUGCAGCUAAAACUUAAUGACCCCGACUUGAUCAACAAGUCCCAAAAUUGGUACAGAAUGGCAGUUUAUUACAUGUUGAGGUUUGUUGAGAAUGCCACACUAAUUCUGCUCUGGUAUGUUUUUCAAACAGACUUCUACAGAUAUAUCUGUGCACCCUUGCUUGUCUUGCAGCUGCUGAUUGGUUACUCCCUAGCAAUAUUUUUUAUGCUUGUAUUCUAUCAGUUUUGCCACCCUUGCAAAAAACUGUUUUCUUCAAGUAUUGCUCAAGGAAUGUGGGAAUGUUCUGAGUUACUUUGCCUUCUGUGUCAAAAACGUAACACAAGAGAACCUGAUGACAAGCCUAACUUGGAACCGUCAAGCACGUUUGACAAUGACAUCACAAAUGAUACACUAAAUGAGUCACAGAACGGGAUAACCAGUCAGGGUUUCUCUGUUAAUCCAUGAGGAAACUGGAAAAUACUGGUAAACUAAUAGAACUAAGUUUGCACCAGAUGGAAAGAAGUGCAAGUUCUAUACUUGAACAACUCAUUUUCAGGAUUAAAACGUUAGAUCUCUAUACAGAUUUGAGAGUCUCAUUCAGUAAGUUCUUUCAUUCUGUGUUUGUAUUAUAUUUCAUACGUGGCUGUGGCUGGCUCUUAACAUAAUGUAACACUUUGAAACCCACUUAAUCCAAUUACUGGUUACUAGGGAAGUGAGCCCAUCCAAGAUAUACUUGAACAAGACCAUCUAAGACAGUUAUAGUUUAAUUUUACAAUAUUUAUGUCUGCAAUUUUGUAGAAAUGCAGGUUACUGUAUUUAUACUGUGAUAUUCUAACACAUACCUCUACAUUACCACAAAAUCUAAGAAUUGAAUAUACACAAGUGCUCAGUAUCAAUGUAUGUAGUCCAGAAAUUAUAUUGAUUUGAAACUGAAAAAAACGUUCUUUAUUUCAAAAUACAGCUAGCUGAUUUCUCCCACAGACUUAUUGCUUUGCUUUACUUUUUAGUCAAAGUUCUUCUUGUUCACUGUUGAUAAACAAUCAGUCCUGACCCUGCAGAAGGCUAGCAAAGAUGGGAAUGCCAAAGCCUAUGCUGAAUAUUGUGCCCCAUUUUUUGGUUUGUUUUCUUUUUAAACAAAUGCCCUCUGUCAUGUGAUGCCCAUUUUAUUAUAAUUGUAAAAAGAUGCACAUGAGGAAUGGGAAUUUCUCAGAGCCUUUUUUAGUGAUUUCUCAGCAUGUGGUGUUUACCCUUAUCUUUAACUGAUCUUUUUUAGACUUCAUUUUUAAAUUGGAUGUUUAGUAUUGACUGGUCUUCUCAAUGACAUCAUGCUUUAUUUUGUAACAUGUAUAUUUAACAUGGACAUACACCAUUGCUGUAUAAGGCAAUGUGAUAGAACUGAUGCUAUAUUUAGUAAGGAAAGCAGAAAUCACAAUCAGGAUUAUUCCAGUUGGUGAAGCUCACAGGUACACAGAUGAAUCAGUCUUCAACACAUUCUGUCAAGUGACUGCUCAAUGAAGUACUAAUGAGUACUUGGUUAAGAAUAGUACGAAAUAUUGCAACAUCACAUAUAAUGAGACAACUACAUUUUUCAUCAUUAUUUGCAAAUUCACACCAGAACUUUUUUCAUACCUACAAUAGAUAGAUAGAUAGAUAAAUAGAUAGUAUAUGGAAGUCUUAUCUUUGUUUCCUAUCAUUCAACAGAUGCAACCCUUUUCAUCGAGCACCUGCAGGAACAGCAUCAGGCAAAGGGAUAGAGGCUGCAGUUGUAGAUUAGG
Polypterus senegalus (gray bichir) is the source of this 3247-nucleotide messenger RNA. It is a transcript of the gene xk, whose product is annotated as X-linked Kx blood group (McLeod syndrome). The transcript is spliced from 3 exons. NCBI's taxonomy places the organism in Eukaryota, Metazoa, Chordata, Cladistia, Polypteriformes, Polypteridae. Gene Ontology annotation, cellular component: membrane. The record is from RefSeq and is a predicted model, not a curated record. The coding region runs from base 603 to 1937 and encodes 444 amino acids.